GUCGGCCGCAAAUAGUGCGCGUUCAUCCGCCGACACGAGCGGUACAAGAAUAUCAGCAGCUCGGGGGAGGGGAGCAAAAUAAAGAGAGGAACUUUGUUAUGUAUUCAGUCAUUGGAUCUUGGCGAGGAACUAAAAACGGACAAACGAAAGUGAUUUGUAGUCUCCAAGAAUCUUGACACGUACGUUGGCAAAGAUAGUAUUUCUUACAAGUGAUUUAUCUGCGUGGAUCAUCAAUUCAUAAGUUAUGCGUAUUUCAUCUCUUGCCGAUUUGGCAAACGCUAAUUAAGUGAACUCUGCAAGCGCAAACUUUAUCAGCCGUUCAACAUUGUGACCCACAUCAUCGGGAGAACUUGGGGUCGUCGUGUACGCACAGUUUCGUUUGAGGGCUCAAUUGGCCGAUGGCCAUGUUGUGACUACACAUAAUCACCCGACUUUGCCGCUGCUGCUCGUUUCUGACACCAUGACUUCGGAGACGGAGAACACGACUGAUUGGCUGUCGGACCUGAUGCUGUUGGAUGCCAAUGCCUCCUACUCGAGCAAUGCCACCUACACCGAGUGGAACGUGGAUAAUUAUCUAACGACUCACUGGGGUCCAAAACACCUGCCCAUGGACGUCGUCAUCCCCAUCACCAUCGUCUACAUUUUGAUAUUCGUUUCGGGCGUUGUGGGCAACAUCGCCGUGUGCGUUGUCAUCGUGCGCAACCCGUCCAUGCACACGGCCACAAACUGCUAUCUGUUCUCGCUGGCCGUCUCUGAUUUGACCGUCCUUUUAUUCGGUUUGCCAAACGAUUUGAGCGUCUACUGGCAGCAAUAUCCAUGGCCGUUGGGGGAAAUCGUUUGCAAGCUGAGAGCUCUCAUCGCUGAAAUGACCAAUUACGCUUCGGUGCUGACGAUCGUGGCUUUCUCGCUGGAACGUUAUCUCGCCAUCUGUCAUCCCCUGCACGCUUACACGAUGGCCGGGCUGGGACGGGCGGCUCGGAUUGUGGCUCUCAUUUGGCUGGUGGCGCUCAUCUCGGCCCUACCGUUCGCCAUUUACACGGGCAUUUCGUACGUGCCUUAUCCGCUGGAGGCCGGGCUCAAUUUGUCCGGCCAGUCGAUACCUGAAUCGGCUUUCUGUUCGCUGCAAGACGAGAAUCCGCCGACACAGUGGCCGCUGGUCGAAGUGGCCACUUUCAUCUUCUUCAUCGUGCCCAUGGGCAUUCUCUGCCUACUUUAUCUGCGCAUCGGAAUCCGAAUCAGACGGACGUCGCUGGGACGCGGUCGCAACGUCCAAGGUGUUGUCCAUCACUCCAACGAGUCGAGGCAGUCGUCGUCGAGGAGGACCAUUUUACGUAUGCUCGUUGCCGUUGUGAUUGCCUUUUUCGUCUGUUGGGCUCCGUUCCACGCCCAGAGGCUCCUCUAUGUUUACGCCAAGGAUUCGCCCAACUACCGCGAGAUAAACGAGAAAAUGUUUUUCAUAACAGGGUGUUUUUAUUUCUUCUCUUCGACCAUCAAUCCGAUAUUGUACAAUGUCAUGUCGGUUCGCUAUCGCGAGGCGUUCCGCGAAACUCUGUGCGGCCUGGCACCUGCAUCCAGCCGACAUCACUACCUUUACAAUCACCAUCGACAAGCUUCGGACAGAUCGCGAUAUUCGGCCAAUUCGCGGAACGGCGGCAGCCUGAACACGAGCGGCAUUUGGCUGAGUACCGCCGAACGUCGGUCGCAGAGACGUGCGAGCCCAUCGCCGCUAAACGGGGCUGUCAAAGAGACACUUCUUGCUGAAGAGAAGACCACCAAUGUUGACAUUGAGCUGGACGGCAGCAAGAAAAUGGUGCCCUCACUGGGAAACGCGCCUCUCCGGAUCGGCUUCGUCGUACAGGACGAUGCUGUCGUGAGUAGCAUUCCUGUUACUACGCCAUCUAAUCCAGCCCCUGCUGUCGGCAAGCAACAUCCGCCGUCUUCGUCCGACGUCGGAUUACACCAUCGUGUAAUUGGCACUGCCAAACCUGCCGAGUGGCGAGUUCGUUUAGCCCACGUCAAGCCAAAAUCAACUAACGGUGGAGUUGCUAACUUGCCUGCCGGAUGUACGCCGUUGUGUCUGAAAUCGAGUCAGUUAGUGCGCAGAGCCAGCGAGACCAGCCGAAUGCAACCUGGGGUCGUCAAUGAACAGCAUCAGCCACCUGUAGUCACGAUGCCUAGUGACGCCCCCACCGAAGGCCACCCGCUUCUCAGCGAUUUAAAAAUGAGCUCAUUAGUCGAGUCCGCAACCAGUCACGAAGACGAUCCCAUCUGCGCCACAGUCCGUGAUACGUUCGUUCAAAACACAAGAAGGCUGUCUUGAUUUCAGAUCAGCUUAUUCGUGAUAAUGCACUUUCAAUCUAAAAUGAUUUUCAAUUUUGAUUGACCGAGUUUCAGAUUUUAAUGUCUUGUUUCCGCUCUCUAUUUCUUCUUUUCCCACUCUAAACUCCAAAGAGUGGCUUACAAUUGUUUGUUCGAAGCCCAUCAUUUUUAAAUUGUACAUAUUACCAUAUCAAAUGUUUUGUUUGUUUUUUCUCGUCUCCCCACCGACGUCCAUUUCGGGUUUUGUUUUAUUCUUAUGAAAUGUCACGUCUGUUUGUAGACAAUUCAUUAGUCACGUGAAUAUGAAUUGGAUAAUUUGCCAAGAAAUUUCGUUUUUUGGAUUCUUGACGUAUGUUGCUCCAUCAUGCCUGUUUGAAUCGCGAUGCCAGUUCACUAGAUCUACCUGUUCAUGUAAUCGUGGUGUUCACGCAUAAUGUCCAUUUCGCCCCCACAUAGGCUCUCGUCUGUCGAAAAAGGCCAGCAGGACAAAACAAUUGUUCCAGCACGAGCACAAGAAGCCUUCUUUUAACCUAAUCAUGUGCCGUUUUUUUU
Daphnia magna is the source of this 2871-nucleotide messenger RNA. RefSeq names its product neuropeptides capa receptor. Gene Ontology annotation, cellular component: plasma membrane. Gene Ontology annotation, molecular function: neuromedin U receptor activity. The transcript has 8 exons. Gene Ontology annotation, biological process: neuropeptide signaling pathway. Bases 461 to 2320 code for a protein of 619 amino acids. The record is from RefSeq and is a predicted model, not a curated record. NCBI's taxonomy places the organism in Eukaryota, Metazoa, Arthropoda, Branchiopoda, Diplostraca, Daphniidae.